This is a messenger RNA of Oryzias latipes (Japanese medaka), 1247 nucleotides long. RefSeq names its product mitochondrial ribosomal protein L3 (gene mrpl3). Gene Ontology annotation, biological process: translation. NCBI's taxonomy places the organism in Eukaryota, Metazoa, Chordata, Actinopteri, Beloniformes, Adrianichthyidae. The record is from RefSeq and is a predicted model, not a curated record. Gene Ontology annotation, molecular function: structural constituent of ribosome. Gene Ontology annotation, cellular component: mitochondrial large ribosomal subunit; ribosome.
AGCUAUUUAUCGUUACGUACCGGAAGCAGGGAGGGUGACAUUUGUUGCAGGCGUGUGUUAGCGUUCGAGUUAUUUAUUUACCACCAUGUCAUUAUAGUUUUCGUAUUUCGCUUCUCGUUUUAAACCUCUGUAAAGUCGGAUAAAGAGCGUGAUGGCGGCAUCGGGCUGGAGGUUUGUUCUUCAGCGCGGAAGCCGCUUCAUUCUUUCAAGAACAACAGUAGAGAGCUCCUCCCAGUUGGUUGGCUGUAUCAGGACUGUAAAGAUCCCAACAUGGUUUGAGGAGCACCUCACAGAAGACAACCAGAAGUACAUGAGACACAGCAUGGCAGAGGAGUACAGAAGACAGACAGCUGAAAGGCUCUGUCCUCUCAAAGACGAGCCGUGGCCUCGGCACGAGUGGACAGAAGGAAGCAGAAGAGUCGGGUUAGUUGCCAUCAAGUUGGGGAUGGCUCCUAUCUGGACCAAAAGCGGAGAAAGACACGCAGUCACCAUGUUACAGGUGCAGGACUGCCAUGUCAUAAGGUGCAUGUCUAAAGAGGAGUAUGACGGCCAUUCAGCUGCUCUGGCUGUGGGUGGGAAAAACGUCUCACCGUUCUAUAGGUCGGAAAAGGCAAUGGAGCUGUUCAGGAAUGCAGGAGUGCCCCCAAAACAGAAAGUGACCAUCUUUAAGGUGUCUGACAACGCCAUCAUUAAACCAGGCACUCCUCUGUAUGCAGCACACUUCCGUCCAGGCCAGUAUGUGGACGUCACAGCCAAAUCCAUCGGGAAAGGCUUUCAAGGUGUAAUGAAGCGAUGGGGAUUCAAAGGUCAGCCAGCCAGCCACGGUCAAACAAAAACUCAUCGCAGACCAGGAGCUUCUGGACCAGGGGGGGAUCCAGCCAAAGUUUUCAAAGGGAAGAAGAUGCCUGGCAAAAUGGGGAACGUGUUUGUCACAGCUUAUGGACUGAAGAUAUGGAGGGUCAAUACCAAGUACAACGUGCUGUAUGUCCACGGCUCUGUCCCUGGACACACAAACUGUGUCCUGAAGGUCAGAGAUACAGUGCUGCCAACCAGAAGGUCCACCAUUCUCAACCCUCCUUUUCCUACCUACUUCACCGAGGAGGAGGGGGACCUGGACGAAGACCUGUACAAUGACGACUUGUUUGUUCACACAGAGCCAUCAGUGACUUUGAGCUGAAUACAAAGUCAGUCUUUCCUAAACCCUUCCUCUGUAUGUGAAGGCUUCAAUAAACUCCUCUCUCUUGAAA